Abrus precatorius (Indian licorice) is the source of this 1764-nucleotide messenger RNA. RefSeq names its product serine/threonine-protein phosphatase PP1-like. The record is from RefSeq and is a predicted model, not a curated record. The transcript has 4 exons. Gene Ontology annotation, molecular function: protein serine/threonine phosphatase activity. Lineage: Eukaryota; Viridiplantae; Streptophyta; Magnoliopsida; Fabales; Fabaceae. Bases 245 to 1225 code for a protein of 326 amino acids. Gene Ontology annotation, cellular component: nucleus; cytoplasm.
UCCCCCCUAAGGCCCAAACCUAAUCACUUUUCCUCUCUUCACCUCACCAAACUCAAACCCAAACGACACCCUUCCGCUACCAAAACGACUUCGCUUUUGCUCCUCCUCGUUUCACCGAGGCAUGUUAUUCGCUCACUGCUUCCACUCUUCUUCAUCUUUCGAUUUCGGCCCUUCGCAUCACCGUCGCCGUCGUUUUCACAUCCAAUAAACACGUUCACUUUUCGUUUCUCUGGGAAGGGAAGAAAUGGACCAAGCGGUUCUGGACGACAUAAUCAAUCGUCUUCUCGAAGUUCGCGGCCGUCCGGGGAAGCAGGUGCAGCUGUCGGAGUCGGAGAUCCGCCAGCUCUGUGCAGCUUCCAGAGAGAUUUUCUUACAGCAACCUAAUUUGUUGGAACUUGAAGCGCCCAUUAAGAUUUGUGGUGAUGUUCACGGUCAAUAUUCUGAUCUUUUAAGGCUUUUUGAGUAUGGUGGAUUACCUCCUGUAGCUAACUACUUAUUUUUGGGGGAUUAUGUGGAUAGAGGGAAGCAGAGUUUGGAAACAAUAUGCCUUCUCCUAUCAUAUAAAAUAAAAUAUCCUGAGAAUUUUUUCCUUUUGAGGGGUAACCAUGAAUGUGCUUCAAUUAACCGUAUAUAUGGAUUUUAUGACGAGUGUAAAAGAAGGUUCAAUGUAAGGUUAUGGAAGACAUUUACAGAAUGCUUCAAUUGCCUUCCUGUGGCAGCCCUCAUUGAUGAAAAGAUUUUGUGCAUGCAUGGGGGUCUUUCUCCUGACUUACACAAUUUGGAUCAGAUUAGAAAUCUGCAGCGGCCCAUUGAUGUGCCUGAUACAGGUUUGCUUUGCGAUCUCCUCUGGUCAGAUCCAAGCAAAGAUGUUCAAGGCUGGGGAAUGAAUGACAGGGGAGUUUCAUAUACAUUUGGUGCUGAUAAGGUCUCAGAGUUUCUUCAGAAACAUGAUUUGGAUCUUGUUUGUCGUGCUCAUCAGGUGGUGGAGGAUGGGUAUGAGUUCUUUGCUAACCGACAGCUUGUAACAAUAUUUUCGGCACCUAAUUAUUGUGGAGAGUUUGACAAUGCGGGGGCUAUGAUGAGUGUUGAUGAAACACUAAUGUGCUCUUUUCAAAUAUUGAAGCCAGCAGAUAAAAAAGCAAAGCUCAAUUUUGGAAGUACUGCCACUAGUAAGCCAGGAAACUCUCCAGCAGGCGUAAAGUCCUUCAUGGGUACAAAAGUAUGAAGUUGAUUUUGGUGAAAUUGCUGCCAGAACCGGCCACCUUGGUCUUGAAGAGGCAAUAGUUCCAAGAAAAGGAAAGUAACCAUUUGAUAUCCUACGAUAUUUUGGAAUUGUAAAAAGAAAGGGAAACACCAUGAACUAUGUAGACCAUUUUUCACUGGUACAAAUUUGCAUUUCGAGAUUGACAAGCAUAAUCUCUUCCGUGUUUUCUUUUGUACACUAAUAGCUGGUAUAUGUUCUGAGUUGUAAGCUUCUCAAACAUUGAUGGAUACAUCAGCAGCUGUUGCUGAAAACUAAUUAAAAAUGCUCUUGCAAUUGGCGUAUGAAUGGCAGUUGAAGCUGGUAAAAGCGAAUAUGGUUCUGUCUACUAGUUAAUUUUUUUGGUAGUCGUAUUAGCUUUAAUGAUCCUCUGCUAAUACGGGAUCUCUGAUCUAUUGCUUGAAUAUCUCCUGAUUCAACACAUUGGAUCUAUUAUGAGACAAAGAUACUUACCCUUUUGUUUGAUUCUUAUACCAAAUAAAAAGAGCUCGAUCGAUCCUGAC